Molecule: messenger RNA, 1206 nt
Organism: Callorhinus ursinus (northern fur seal)
Lineage: Eukaryota; Metazoa; Chordata; Mammalia; Carnivora; Otariidae
Gene: DOC2A
Product: double C2 domain alpha
Biological process (GO): spontaneous neurotransmitter secretion; exocytosis; regulation of calcium ion-dependent exocytosis
Cellular component (GO): synapse; membrane; extrinsic component of synaptic vesicle membrane
Source: RefSeq, a predicted model, not a curated record
AUGAGGGGCCGCAGGGGCGACCGCAUGACCAUCAACAUCCAGGAGCACAUGGCCAUCAACGUGUGCCCUGGGCCCAUCCGGCCCAUCCGGCAGAUCUCUGACUACUUCCCCCGCCCGGGACCAGGACCCGAAGGCGGGGGCAGGGAUUUCAGGGCGGCCCCUGCCCGCCUGGCACCCCUGGCCCUGGCCCCCCCUGCAGCCCUCCUUGGGGCCACCACGCCCGAGGACGGAGCGGAGGUGGACAGCUACGACUCAGAUGAUACCACCGCCCUGGGCAUGCUGGAGUUUGACCUUCUCUACGACCAGGCCUCCUGCACUCUGCACUGCAGUAUCCUCAGGGCCAAGGGCCUCAAGCCCAUGGAUUUCAAUGGCCUGGCUGACCCCUAUGUCAAGCUACACCUGCUGCCUGGGGCCUGCAAGGCCAAUAAGCUAAAAACUAAGACUCAGAGGAACACGCUGAAUCCCGUGUGGAAUGAGGAUCUGACAUACAGUGGGAUCACGGAUGAUGACAUCACCCACAAGGUGCUCAGGAUCUCCGUCUGUGACGAGGACAAGCUGAGCCACAAUGAAUUCAUCGGGGAGAUCCGAGUACCCCUCCGCCGCCUCAAGCCUUCACAGAAGAAACAUUUUAACAUCUGCCUUGAGCGCCAGGUCCCGCUGGCUUCACCCUCCUCCAUGUCAGCGGCACUGAGGGGCAUCUCCUGUUACCUGAAGGAGCUGGAGCAGGCCGAGCAGGGGCCUGGGCUGCUGGAAGAGCGCGGGCGCAUCCUGCUGAGUCUCAGCUACAGCUCUCGGCGCCGGGGGCUGCUGGUGGGCAUCGUGCGCUGCGCCCACCUGGCUGCCAUGGAUGUCAACGGCUACUCCGACCCCUACGUCAAGACGUACCUGAGGCCUGACGUGGAUAAGAAAUCCAAGCAUAAAACGUGCGUGAAGAAGAAGACUCUUAAUCCGGAAUUUAAUGAGGACUUCUUCUACGAGAUGGAGCUCUCUGCUCUGGCCACCAAGACUCUGGAAGUCACAGUGUGGGACUACGACAUCGGCAAAUCCAACGACUUCAUCGGUGGCGUGUCCCUGGGACCUGGGGCCCGGGGUGAGGCCCGGAAGCACUGGAGUGACUGUCUGCAGCAGCCGGACGCGGCCCUGGAGCGCUGGCACACCUUGACCAGUGAGCUGCCCCCCGCCGCCGGGGCCCUGCCCUCAGCCUGA